This is a messenger RNA of Kwoniella mangroviensis CBS 8507, 495 nucleotides long. RefSeq lists its product as uncharacterized. NCBI's taxonomy places the organism in Eukaryota, Fungi, Basidiomycota, Tremellomycetes, Tremellales, Cryptococcaceae. The coding region runs from base 1 to 495 and encodes 164 amino acids. The transcript has a single exon. The record is from RefSeq and is a predicted model, not a curated record.
AUGUCACCACUAUCAUCCCAAUCCAAACUACUCAUCCUUCGUACCGUCUUCCAACACCAACGCCCAUCCACCUCUUUUCCAGUGAAUCGUUCAUUCUCCACCUCUCGCUCUUACUCCACAUCUCAGUCCACAACAACCUCAACACGCAUAUCUCGCGAGACUUUGCAUCGUCUCCACCGCCUAUCAGCUCUUAACCCUCCUCCACCCGAUUCAAGCGAAGAAGGAGAGCUAAUCGAUGAAUUAUCAGAAUUGAUCUCACUAAUGGACGAAGUCAAGCAAAUGGAGUUACCUCAUUCGCUGGAAGAGAGGGCGGAUCUGUUGAAUCAGGGUGUGUUUGGGGAAGUAACAAUAUCGCAGGAAAGUUUAGAUCGAUUGGAUAAGAUACGACAGCUGGGAAAUGGACAAGUGGAGGAUAAAGCUAGAGAAAGGUCUGGGAAACAGUUAUUGGACUGGUCGACUAAUAGGUUAGGGGAUUAUUAUGCUUCCAAGAAAUAA